Messenger RNA from Pygocentrus nattereri (red-bellied piranha), 4363 nucleotides. RefSeq names its product mutS homolog 6 (E. coli) (gene msh6). NCBI's taxonomy places the organism in Eukaryota, Metazoa, Chordata, Actinopteri, Characiformes, Serrasalmidae. Gene Ontology annotation, biological process: mismatch repair. The coding region runs from base 129 to 4271 and encodes 1380 amino acids. The transcript has 10 exons. The record is from RefSeq and is a predicted model, not a curated record. Gene Ontology annotation, molecular function: ATP binding; ATP-dependent DNA damage sensor activity; mismatched DNA binding. Gene Ontology annotation, cellular component: nucleus; MutSalpha complex.
CCCUUUCACCACGCGCAGUGGAUUUUCCCGCGAAGACGGGUCUGUCCGCAGAGCUGCUCCGAGCCCAGCGUUGAUGGAGACUCUCGGCGCCUAAUUUGAGACGUAAAACCGCUUUACUUUGACGAGUCAUGGCGAAACAAAGCUCCAUUUUCAACUUCUUUACUAAAUCUCCGCCUCCCGUGGCCAAGGCCAAGCCUAAUCCGUCUCCGGCCGAGGCAGAUUUGCCGUCUUCGGUCUCCAAAUCCAACACGUCCCCGAAGGAGGAGGCUAAACACGCAGCCCAGAACAACGGCAGGAAGAACACCACAAAACCCGACAAGACCUCGGCUAAAGCUGGACAUGCCAAACUGUUCGGAGAAAAGGCCGUGACUCCUAAGCUGAGCUCUUCAUUUCCUUUUCAUGCGGGUGAUCUGGUGUGGGCAAAGCUAGAAGGACACCCAUGGUGGCCCUGUAUGGUCGUGCCCCAUCCCCUGAAUGGACAGCAGAUGAGGGGUAAAGGUCGAGAUCAGAGAAUGCACGUACAUUUCUUUGAUGAGCCGCCAACAAGAGGCUGGGUGAGGACUCAGUACGUUCGGGAAUACAAAGGUUCAGACAGCAGUGAUGCCAAAACGGGUGGUGUGUUCUUCAGCGGCAAACCUGUGAUCCGUAGAGCAAUGGAACUGGCAGACCAGGUGCUGCAGGACAGUCCUGAGCAGAGACUGAAGAUGCAGGUCUGCAUGGACGCCUCAGACGAGGAAGAGGAGAAUGAGGAAGAGAUGGAGGUUGAAAGGUCAACGCUGUCUGAUGAAGAGAUGUCAGGAGAAGAGCCUGAGAAGGUGAAGCCAAACAGACGCUCAUCACGUACCUCAGCAGAGAACGGUCAGAAGCCUAAACGCCGGCGCAUUGUGGUGGCGUCUGACAGUGAUGGCUCAGACGAAGAGUUCAAGCCUGAUCAAGCAGGAGGCAGCAGUGAUGAGGACGAUGAAGAUGGCGACAGCAGUGGUGUAGAGGAGGAGGAAAAAGAGAGUACGCCUGAAUCUGAACCAGACAGCCCUGUGAAACCUGCAAAACGGAAACGUGUGUCAGAGAAGCCAGCCAAAGCAAAGAACAAACCUGUACCCUCAGAGAUCCUCAAAAGAGCUCCCGCGAGCCUUCCGUCUCUUGCAGCUGACACAAAGUCACGCCUGUCAGCAUUUUCCGCUCCGGACAGCUUUGAGAGUCAGGGAAGUGGUGGGGCAGGAGGUGUGGAAGGGCAUGGAGUGUGGGACCAUGAAAAACUGGACUGGCUGCAGGAUGGCAAGAGGAAGGAUGCUCGGAGGAGGCGGCAGUCUGAUGAGGACUACGAUCCCACCACCCUAUUUGUGCCUGAGGACUUCCUUAACAGGGUUACGCCUGGUAUGCGCCGCUGGUGGCAGCUUAAGUCGGAGAUGUUUGAUGCUGUUCUUUUCUAUAAGGUGGGCAAAUUCUAUGAGCUCUAUCACAUGGAUGCUGUGAUCGGCGUCAACGAGUUGGGGCUUACCUUCAUGAAAGGCACUUGGGCACAUUCUGGAUUCCCUGAGAUAGGCUUCAGCCGUUUCUCUGAUGUGCUUGUGCAAAAAGGUUACAAGGUGGCCCGUGUGGAACAGACAGAGACCCCUGAAAUGAUGGAAGCGAGAUGCAAGACCAUGGCACGUCCCACCAAAUUUGACAGAGUUGUUCGGCGAGAGGUUUGCAGAGUGAUUACGAGGGGCACGCAGACAUACAGUGUGCUUGAUGGUGCCCCUUCUGAGGCCCAAAGCAAGUACCUACUGUCUGUGAAAGAGAAAAAUGAGGAGGAAAGUGCAGGCCACGGCCACAUCUAUGGAGUCUGUUUCAUUGACACCUCAGUGGGUCGCUUCCAUGUAGGUCAGUUCCAAGAUGACCGCCACUGUUCUCGUCUACGUACUCUGGUUGCACAUUACGUGCCAGCCCAGGUGCUGUUUGAGAGAGGCAACUUGUCAGCUGAGACACGGAAGAUCUUCAAGGCUGCUUUGUCCUCACUUAUGCAGGAGGGUCUCAAUGCUGGUUCACAAUUCUGGGAUGCUCAAAAGACCUUGAAGACUUUGGCAGAAGAAGACUACUUCAAAGAAAGCCAGGAAGCAGGUGGCAAUGUAGAGGAAUCGGCUCUUCCGAGUGCUCUAAAAACAAUGACUUCUGAGAGCGACUCACUGGGUCUCACUCCUAAAGAGGGUUAUGAACUUGCUCUUUCUGCACUGGGUGGUUGCAUAUUCUAUCUUAAAAAGUGUUUGGUGGACCAGGAAAUCCUUUCCAUGGCCAAUUUUGAAGAGUACAUUCCAGUGGAUGUGGAAAUGGAGCAGUCGGAGAGUGCAUCAAGUUUCUUCGCCCAGACUCAUCAACGCAUGGUUCUGGAUGGAGUGACACUUGCCAACCUUGAAAUCCUUCAGAAUGGUUCUAGUGGAGGCCUCGAAGGUACUCUGCUCGAGCACUUGGAUACCUGCUGUACUCCAUUUGGCAAAAGGCUUCUAAAACAAUGGCUCUGUGCUCCCCUCUGCAAUCCCAUUUCCAUUAACGAUAGAUUAAAUGCUCUUGAAGACCUAAUGGGUGCCCCAGCGCAAGCCCUUGAAGCUACAGAACUCCUGAAGAAGCUUCCAGAUCUUGAAAGGCUCCUCAGCAAGAUCCACAGUAUGGGUACUCCUUUGAAAGGACAAGACCAUCCAGACAGCAGAGCCAUUCUGUAUGAGGAGAUGGUCUACAGCAAACGCAAGAUUGCUGACUUCCUUUCGGCACUGGAGGGGUUUAAGGCCUUGCGGGAAAUAGUGUCGCUCAUGGAAUCCAUUUCAGACAGAUUUCAGUCUAAACUGCUGAAGCAGGUGGUGGUUAUGAAGACAAAGAGUGAGGAUGGACUGUUUCCUGACCUGACACCGGAGCUGAACCGCUGGGACGCUGCUUUUGACCAUCAAAAAGCUCGUACCACAGGAGUGAUCACGCCCAAGGCGGGCUUUGACCCAGAGUACGAUCAAGCCCUGAGUGGAAUCAAGGACUGCGAGAGAGGUUUGCAAGACUACCUAGAUCGACAGAAGAAAAGACUUGGCUGCAAAACUCUCUCCUAUUGGGGAACUGGAAGAAAUCGCUAUCAGAUGGAAGUUCCAGACAGUGUUUCUGAAAGGAACAUUCCAGAGGAGUAUGAGGUGAGGUCCACAAAGAAGGGCUGGAAGAGGUACUCAACAAAAGAGAUUGAGCGUUUGUUCUCAGAGUUGCAGAGCUGGGAGGAAAAGAGGGAUGCAGCGUUGAAAGACUGCAUGAGGAGGCUGUUCUACAACUUCGAUAAAAACUACAGAGACUGGCAGACUGCCGUGGAGUGCAUGGCUGUGCUCGAUGUGUUGCUGAGUUUGUCCCGGUACAGUCAGAGUGGAGAUGGGCCGAUGGCAAGACCGGAGAUAGUUCUCCCGAGUAGUAGCCCUCGGUCUUCACCUUUUUUGGACCUCAGAGGGUCCCGGCACCCUUGCGUCACCAAGACCUUCUUUGGUGACGACUUCAUCCCCAAUGAUAUCUUUAUUGGUUGUCCUGGCACUGAGGAAGAGGAGGGUGAAGAUGGCCAGCGUGCACAGGCCUCAUGUGUGCUUGUUACUGGGCCAAACAUGGGAGGCAAAUCUACACUAAUGAGACAGUGUGGCCUGGUGGUGAUCUUGGCUCAGUUAGGCUGUUAUGUACCUGCUGAAAGCCUGCGGCUCACUCCUGUGGACAGAGUCUUUACUCGUCUUGGUGCCUCAGAUCGCAUCAUGUCCGGCGAGAGCACUUUCUUUGUGGAGCUCAGUGAGACGGCCAGUAUCCUCCUUCAUGGGACCAACCACUCACUCGUCCUCCUGGAUGAACUGGGCAGGGGUACGGCCACCUACGAUGGCACAGCUAUAGCUAGCGCAGUGGUGAAGGAGCUGUCAGAGAGGAUCCGCUGCCGGACCCUGUUCUCCACGCACUACCACUCACUGGUGGAGGACCACGCCCAGGACCCUGCUGUGAAACUCGGUCAUAUGGCCUGCAUGGUGGAGAACGAGUGCGAGGACCCCAGCCAGGAGACCAUCACCUUCCUCUACAAGUUCAUCAGUGGAGCUUGUCCCAAGAGCUAUGGCUUCAACGCUGCCCGCCUGGCCAGUAUCCCAGAGGAGGUCAUCCAGUCUGGUCAUCGCAAAGCCCGCGAGUUUGAGAGGAGCACCGUGGCCCUGCGGGUCUUCAGGAAACUCUGUUCCUUUGCUGAGGAUCCCGUGGCUACUGGCGAACAGAUUGCCAAGCUGGUUCAGACACUCGGCCUCCUGUAAGGGAAACGAGUUACUCUCCCCAUGAGUUCUGUUCUACUGCAAAACAUUUUCACUGCUGACAUGAUCUAAUAAAGUUUAUUUUUAAAAAUGAA